Messenger RNA from Haplochromis burtoni (Burton's mouthbrooder), 2217 nucleotides. Its product is annotated as GTPase IMAP family member 9-like. The record is from RefSeq and is a predicted model, not a curated record. Lineage: Eukaryota; Metazoa; Chordata; Actinopteri; Cichliformes; Cichlidae. The transcript is spliced from 3 exons. Gene Ontology annotation, molecular function: GTP binding. The coding region runs from base 58 to 1038 and encodes 326 amino acids.
CAACAAGACACACAACAGUUAUCAAGCUCUGCUCUUUGCUGAUUCACUUCAACCAACAUGCCCGUUCCAUCCAAAAAAGGAAAAACAGCUCAGGCUCGAAAGUACCUCGAAGUGGAAAAAAUGUACAGGAUUGUUCUGCUGGGAGACAGUGAAGCUGGGAAAAGGAGCCUAGAAAACAACAUGUUUGGAGAAGAUGCAUUUAUAGUUAACAACACUGAAUGCCAAACUAAGUCCAAAUCUCUCCAUGGAAGAAAGAUUACCUUGAUCAACACUCCUGAUUUCUCAGACCCAGGUAGAUCAGAGGAGGAGCUGAAGCCUGAAAUAUUGAGGUGUAUCACUGAGUGCACUCCAGGGCCUCAUGCUUUUCUCAUUGUGCUCAAAGUGGAGAAAUCCACAGAGCAGCAGCAACAGAAGGCUGUUAUUGAGAAAAUAAGCCAGUAUUUCUCAGAGGAAGUUUUCAAAUAUGCUGCAGUUGUCUUUAUUCAGGAUGGACCAGACUCAGAUGAAAUGAAGAUCAAAGCGUUCAUAGAUCAGAAUGAAUAUCUGAGUGAUCUAAUGAGGAAAUGCAAGAGCCGAUACCACAUCAUUAAUAAAUACAACAGACAGGGUGACAAGAUCAGCAACCAGUCCCAGGUUACAGAGCUGCUCAACACAGUAGAUCAGAUAGUUGCAGAAAACAAAGAUUGGCGCUACACCAGCAAGAUGUUACCACAAGGAGACACCCACAAUAAGGCUAACAACAGCAUCUCUGCAGACGCUCCAGACACAGGAAGAGCUGGAAGGCCAGCAGCAAAUGUGGAAUUAACAGUUAGAAGAUCCUUAGGUGAUGAUAGCGUACCAGAAUGGGUAAAAUGGGUAGAAUGGUUAAUAGAAAAAAUAUUCAAUUUAUUAGAGUGGAUAAGAAAUGAUUGUGACUUGUGGAUAAUUGUUUUCAUCUCGUUACUUCUGACAUGGCAUCUUCUCAAAGUACCAUUUUUUGGGACCCUUCUGAUGAUUUUGCUGUUUGUGUUUCUUUUUGAGAUUCGUGACAUGAUUUAAUUACAACACCAGACAGAAAUGUAUGAUCGUGUGACUGAUUAUUCAGCCUCUAUGAGGUGUACUUACAAUUAUUAGAUAUAUUUCUGCAUUUAAGAUUUUGCAAAAUGUUAUGGAAUCAUUAUGAUGUCAAAAAGGCACGUUUUUUUUUAAGUGUGUUGCACAUCGCUCUCCAUAUCUUUCCAUAUAUAUGAUAUAUAUAAGUCUGUCAGUAUGUUUCUUUUGCUUUACACAAUGUAGAUUAAACUUGGACUGUGACUUGCACUUUAUUUGGUUUUUUGAGGGUCUUUUUGUUUUGUGUUUUAGGUGAACAUUGACCUUGGGUGCUAACAAUGAAGGUCAAAUUCAAACACUUAGCCAACCUAAGCCUAUUAACAAACAGGCAGACAGAAAAGAAACAGAAAACGAUUACAUGCUCCCUCCUCUACAGGGGAGAAUGAGGUAACAUUAAUUUUUUUCGUGUUAAAGGUUGCUUGUAGCAUAUGUGUGUAUGACAGAUAUUUGCAUUAUUGCUGGGUGACCAGUUUGCUGAGAAGCUGAUAUGAAACACAUGAAGCUUUGAAUGAUAAACAAGAGCGUAUCCAAGUGUGUGAACAGCAAAAUAUUUAAAUCAGCAGUUAGGCUAACUAGCUAAUUUACACUAAUUUCACUUGAGUUUAAGUGAUUAUGUGCUACUUUUAAACAAUAUGCAAUACCCCUAUAAUAAAAUAGGUAACAUCUCAUAUUCUUAUUAAAAGCAAAAAGAAGAGGCACAUUAGCUGACUGAUCAUUCUGACAAAAACUACUCAUAAGCCUAUAAAAUAAUAACACAUGAACCUGUUAGGACAGAGUUUUGCAGCUCUGCAUGAUGAUAAUACAGCUCUGGAGAAAAAAAGUUACCAACUAAGAGGAAGAGACAAAAAGACUGUUGUAUUCUUUUUUAAGUCUCUAUUUUAUUUUGAUUUCCAUUUUAUUUGCAAAGUUUGUUUUUACUCUCAAUCCUUAAAAAGCACUGAUAAAAAGCAGGGUCAGGAGCACCUGAACAUUUUGGCUCGAAUGAUUAUGUCUAUCUGUGUUGUAUGUGUCUGUCUUCAUUAUGUCUCUAUUGGCUUUUUCUCUCUUGAAAGGAGAGAGUGUGUCAUCAGCAGUGUUGGUCAAGUUACUUGAAAAAAGUAAUCAGUAACUAAUUACUGAUUACUUCUC